GCGGUCACGUGAGUGUAGGGUGGAGGCAGUACGUUUGUGUGUGUGUGUGUGUGUGUGUGUGGUGGGGGUAAUUCGACUAUGGGGGCACUCGACACGGGUCUUCCCACCGCCAGUCGAAUGAGGUGGAUUUAGGAAAAAUCCAAAAACCUGGGACGUGGAGAUAAACCACAGCAGCAAACAGAUACGCAUGGAAAUCAUCGCACGGCUCGCAUUUGGGAUCAUAUACUUUUGUUCUAUUGAGGCGAUCUACUUACUGAAAGCGAACGAUAUGAAAACGGAAAACAGACUCGCAAGAAAGCUUUUACCCAAUUGAAAUGUAUGAUUAUUCUCCACCUCGUUAUUUCUUGGAUGCAACAUAAGCUUAUUUUUUUUGCAGGGGAAACGGAAUUUUCAAGUGUCUCUCAUCUGCCCCCCCAUAAACUAACUUCUCGGAGGGGGGCGGUUUGAAUAAAAAGACUCUUCUCACGCCACUAAAAGCCUCGCUGGAGGCAGGAGACACGAGGACUACCCCCCUCUAACUACCCUUCAGCUGACACCUCAAAUUAGGCUGUGGAGUGCCAAGACGUCCUGUGUGAAGACCCCAGCCUCCUUCUUGUGGGGCCUCGGCUCUCCAGCCAGGUCAAAAGUCGCCCCCGGAACAAGAUGGCCGCCGGCGGUCCACCCUGCCUUUCUCUGCCGGCCCUGCUGCCCCUCUGCGCUCUGUUGCUCUGUUUGCUGUUCACUGGCUCCCAUGCCCUAUCGCCACCGAGGUUCACUAAAGUUCCCGUCGACCAGAUCGGUGUAUCCGGGGGCGUGGUCUCCUUCGUGUGCCAGGCGACGGGAGACCCCAAGCCUCGGGUGAGCUGGAACAAGAAGGGGAAGAAGGUCAACUCCCAACGCAUUGAGACUAUAGAGUUCGAUGAGGGCGCCGGAGCCGUGCUUCGGAUCCAGCCUCUACGAGCGCCGCGGGAUGAGAAUAUCUACGAGUGCGUGGCGGAGAACAGCGAGGGCGAGGUCAACGUCAAUGCCAAGCUGUCCAUCAUCAGAGAGGACUUGCUCCCGACAGGAUUCCCCAAUAUAGACAUGGGUCCCCAGCUCAAAGUGGUGGAGCGCACACGGACGGCCACCAUGCUUUGUGCAGCCAGCGGCAACCCCGAUCCAGAAAUCACCUGGUUCAAGGACUUCCUGCCCAUAGACCCCAAUGCAAGUAACGGGCGAAUCAAACAGCUGCGCUCAGAAGCCUUUGAGGGUACCCCCAUCCGAGGUGCCCUUCAGAUUGAGAACAGCGAGGAGACGGACCAGGGGAAGUACGAGUGCGUGGCGUCUAACGUGGAAGGCGUGCGCUACUCAUCCCCUGCUAACCUAUAUGUGCGAGAGCUUCGAGAAGUCCGGCGCGUGCCCCCUCGCUUUUCCAUCCCGCCGACCAGUCACGAGAUCAUGCCAGGUGGCAGUGUGAACAUCACCUGCGUGGCGGUAGGGUCGCCCAUGCCCUACGUCAAAUGGAUGCUCAACUCAGAGGACCUGACGCCGGAGGAUGAGAUGCCGGUGGGCCGGAACGUUCUGGAGCUCAACAGCGUGCGAGAGUCGGCAAACUACACAUGUGUGGCCAUGAGCAGUCUGGGCAUCAUCGAGGCGGUCGCACAGAUCACAGUCAAGUCCCUGCCCAAGCCCCCAGGCAUCCCCAUGGUGACCGAGACCACGGCUACCAGCGUCACCAUCACCUGGGACUCGGGCAACCCGGACCCUGUGUCCUAUUACAUCAUCCAGUACCGCGCCAAGUCUCCUGACAGCAAGUUUGAGACCAUGGACGGCAUCACCACCACGCGAUACAGCAUCGGAGGCCUUUACCCCAACACAGAGUAUGAGAUCCGUGUUUCGGCCUUCAACACGAUCGGCCAGGGCCCCCCCAGUGAGCCGGUGGAGACCCGUACCGGGGAACAAGCCCCGGCCAGUCCGCCCCGCAACAUCCAGGCCCGGAUCAUCUCCCAGAACACCAUGAUGGUCCGCUGGGACGAGCCUGAGGAGCCCAACGGGCAGAUCAAAGGGUACCGGGUGUACUACACCAUGGACCCGUCCCAGCUCAUGAGCCUAUGGCAGAUCCAUAAUGUCCAGGAUAGCAUCAUCACCACCAUCCAGAGCCUGGUGGCGUCUGAGACCUACACCAUCCGUGUCCUGGCCUUUACAUCGGUGGGCGAUGGGCCCUUCUCCGACCCCAUCCACGUCAAAGUGCUGCAAGGAGUCCCCGGACAGCCAACAAAGUUCCAGGUUGGCGCUGUGUCCGACACAAGCAUCGAGUUGACCUGGGAACCUGCCUUUGAGAAGGAGGGAAUCAUCAACUUUGAGCUUCGGUACAAAGAGGGCAGUUUUGGCAGCCAGGUGACCAUAACCUUUGGCCCCACUGCCUCAUACGUCGUUGAGGGUCUGCGAGCAAAUACAGAGUACUACUUCUCUCUGGCCGCCAUUUCCAACAAAGGCAUUGGAGCCUUCACCAACGAAAUAUCCCAGAAAACCUUGCAAGCCAAGCCCUCAGCCCCCCCUCAAGACAUUAAGUGCAGCAGCUCCAGCUCCACCACCCUACUGGUAAGUUGGCGCCCCCCGCCUGUGGAGAGCCAGAAUGGCGCCCUGGCGGGGUACCUAGUGCGCUACCAGGUGGUGGGAGCCUCGGUAGAGGGUGGAGGCGGCGGUGCCGGAGAACCCAUGGAGGAGCCGGCCGUGCCGCCCAGGGUCGGGCAGGUGCUGCUGCAGAAGCUGGAGAAGUGGACCCAGUACCGUGUCACCUUGGCCGCCUUCACCGAAAUCGGGCCGGGCCCAGAGAGCGAACCCCUGCUCUGCCGCACCGACGAGGAUGUUCCAGGGGCUCCUCCUCGGCGGGUCGAGGUGGAGGUGCUCAACUCCACGGCGCUCAAGGUCAUGUGGCGCUCCCUGUUGCCGGGGCGACAGCACGGCCAGAUCCGUGGUUACCAGGUGCACUAUGUGCGCGUGGAGAACGGAGAGUCGCGCGGUCUGCCUCUGAUCAAGGACGUCAUGCUAGCCGACGCCCAGUGGGAAACGGACGAUACAGCCGAAUACGAAAUGGUCAUCGGAGGGCUCCAGCCGGACACCACCUACUCCAUCACAGUAGCUGCGUACACCACCAAGGGAGAUGGAGCACGCAGCAAACCCAAACUGGUGGUUACCAAAGGAGCAGUGCCUGGGCCGCCCUAUCUGUCAGUGGCUCACGAUUCGGAGACGUCGGCCGUGGUGCGCUGGGAUGCACCCGACGUUAUGAUCCCUGGCAUGGAGCUGCAGGGUUACAGGCUUCAGUUUGGCCGUAAGGACGUGUCCCCCCUGGCUACUCUGGAGUUCACCCCCCAGGAGAGGCAGUACACAGUGGCCAGCGUCCACCGUGGUGCCACCUACCUCUUCAAAGUCCAGGCUAAGAGCCGAGGGGGCUUCGGGGAGGAGGCUACGGCCGAACUGCAUGUGCCUGAACAAACACCCCAAGGGUACCCCCAAAUCAGCGAGAGCUCCAACGUGACCUGCUGCUCGGUAGAAUUGGCAUGGUCUCCCCCGGUGCUGGCAGAGCGCAACGGGGACAUCACGGAGUACACACUGGCGUACCAGGAGACGGGCGUGGGGGGCGCACCCCGGGAACUCAGCCUGCCCGCCAUCCAGUCCAGCUACGUGCUCAACAGCCUAAAACCCAACUCGGCGUACGACGUGAAAAUACGCGCGCACACGAGUGUAGGUCCAGGGCCCUACAGCCCGCCGAUCCAGUAUCGGACUGUGGCGUUUGAGACAGAUGUCCCGAAGAACUUCACAGUGAAGUGGGUCACCAAGACAACGGUGUUGCUAACGUGGAAGUUUGCUGAGAGACGGUUCCCAUUCCGGUGCACGAUUGAGUACAACCGCCAGAAGAUGGACGUGGACGCCCGGCUGACCAAGGCGCUGGUCACCAGCCUGCGGCCCAACACCACCUAUGAGUUCCGGGUCACGUGUCAGGAGAACACGGAGGGUGGACCUCGCCACCGUGUGGUCGCUAGGACUGCACCGCCCAUCCUGGUCAAGAAGCCCAAGCUGGACCUCUACUCGGAGCCGGACAACAUUCUGACCAUGGGCUUCACCCCGGUGGAAAGCAAGGACAUCAAGAAUUUCUAUGUGGUGGUGGUACCACUAAAGAAGGGCUCGGGAACAGCCCGACAUCACAAGAACCCAGACGAGAUGGACUUGGAAGAGCUGCUGAGGGACAUCACCCCGAAACGUCGCACCAGGCGCCAGCUGAGCCAGGCGGACGGCAAGAAGCCUUACAUCACAGCCUGCUUCAAGCAGCUCCCCACCUCGUUCACCCUGGGCACAGAGCACCGCCACAGCAGCUGUGAGAACAAACCUCUGGAGCCCGGGCAGGAGUACGUCUUCUUCCUGCUGGCCGAGCUCAACACCACGACUGGGAAAAUGUUUGCGGCCAGCCCAUACACGGAUCCAGUGGUGACCCCAGAGAUGGAAGUGGAUCCUCUGCCCAUCGAGACGGGUGGAGAUGGCCUCAUCUGGGUGGUGGGGCCCGUGCUGGCCGUGGUCUUCAUCAUCUGCAUCGUCAUCGCCAUCCUCCUCUACAAGAACAGCAAACCUGACAGCCGUAAACGAAAGGAGUCAGAGCCCAGAACAAAAUGUCUGCUGAACAAUGCAGAGAUCACACCCCACCAUCCCACAGACCCCGUGGAAAUGAGACGCAUCAACUUCCAAACCCCAGAUUCUGGUCUGAGCAGUCCUCUAAGUGAUGCCGAUUUUGACUAUGAAAGUAUGAUGAAUCAUCCACCCAUCCCUAUCGCGGAGCUGGCUGAACACACAGAGCUUCUCAAAGCCAACGACAACCUGAAGCUCUCCCAGGAGUAUGAGUCCAUCGAUCCGGGCCAGCAGUUCACAUGGGAACACUCCAACCUGGAGGUGAACAAGCCCAAAAACCGCUACGCCAAUGUCAUCGCCUACGACCACUCCCGUGUCAUCCUCGCACCCAUCGAAGGUAUCAUAGGCAGCGACUAUAUCAACGCCAACUACAUAGACGGUUACAGGAAGCAGAAUGCCUACAUCGCAACGCAGGGUCCUUUGCCCGAGACGUUCGGAGAUUUCUGGAGGAUGGUGUGGGAACAGAGGGCAGCCACUGUGGUCAUGAUGACCAGACUGGAAGAGAAAUCACGGAUCAAGUGUGACCAGUACUGGCCCAGUCGAGGAACAGAGACCUAUGGGAUGACCCAGGUGACUCUACUGGACACUAUAGAGCUGGCCACCUUCUGCGUCCGCACCUUCUCCCUGCACAAGGUACGAAAUGGUUCCAGUGAGAAGCGCGAGGUACGUCAGUUCCAGUUCACGGCGUGGCCCGACCACGGGGUCCCCGAGUACCCCACCCCCUUCCUGGCCUUCCUACGCAGAGUCAAGACCUGUAACCCCCCUGAUGCAGGCCCCAUCAUCGCCCACUGCAGUGCGGGCGUUGGACGGACGGGUUGCUUCAUCGUGAUCGACGCCAUGCUGGAGCGCAUCAAGCAUGAGAAGACGGUGGACAUCUACGGCCACGUGACGCUAAUGCGCUCGCAGCGGAACUACAUGGUGCAGACGGAGGACCAGUACAGCUUCAUCCACGAUGCACUGCUGGAGGCGGUGGCGUGCGGCAACACGGAGGUGGCGGCCAGGAGCCUGUACUCGUACAUCCAGAAGCUGGCCCAGGUGGAGACGGGCGAGCACGUCACCGGCAUGGAGCUGGAGUUUAAGCGCCUGGCCAAUUCCAAGGCCCACACGUCCCGAUUCAUCAGUGCCAACCUGCCCUGCAACAAGUUCAAGAACCGUCUGGUGAACAUCAUGCCCUACGAGACCACCCGCGUCUGCCUGCAGCCCAUCAGGGGCCUCGAGGGCUCCGACUACAUCAACGCCAGCUUCAUCGACGGAUACAGGCAACAGAAGGCUUACAUCGCCACGCAGGGCCCGUUGGCAGAGACCACAGAAGACUUUUGGAGGAUGCUGUGGGAGAACAACUCUACCAUCGUAGUCAUGCUCACCAAACUCCGAGAGAUGGGCAGGGAAAAAUGUCAUCAGUACUGGCCCGCUGAGCGUUCGGCCAGGUACCAGUACUUUGUGGUGGACCCCAUGGCUGAGUACAACAUGCCCCAGUACAUCCUCCGAGAGUUCAAAGUCACCGACGCCAGGGACGGGCAGUCCAGGACAGUGCGGCAGUUCCAGUUCACUGAUUGGCCGGAGCAGGGAGUGCCCAAGUCAGGGGAGGGCUUCAUAGACUUCAUAGGCCAGGUGCACAAAACGAAGGAGCAGUUCGGCCAGGACGGACCCAUCUCUGUCCACUGCAGUGCGGGAGUUGGCCGGACCGGUGUUUUCAUCACUCUCAGCAUCGUACUAGAGAGGAUGCGCUACGAAGGCGUGGUGGACAUCUUCCAAACGGUCAAGAUGCUGCGGACACAGAGGCCGGCAAUGGUGCAGACAGAGGAUGAAUAUCAGUUUUCCUACCAGGCGGGUCUGGAGUACCUAGGAAGCUUUGAUCACUAUGCAACGUAAAAAGCCAUCUCGUCCCCCGAACCGUUUUCCCCUCAACAGUCUCCUGAGCCAUAGAAACUUGCUUGAAAUUUGAAAUGACAACAAAAACAACAACAACAAACAGAAAACAAAAUUCAACCAACAGGAAAGCGAAAUAAUUGUAGAUUUUUGUUGUUGUAAAGAAAUCCAUUUAAAACACAAACAAUAGUGCAAUUCCAAUUGGACCUAAUGGACUUUGAUGCCGGUGAGGAAAGUGUAAACGAUUCCGUCAGCAAAACCAACUGAUGCCCCUCGCUCGGGAGAAAGGAACCAGAAGUGGUGGCUCAAGCUGUGGGGUGGGAAUAAUCAAAAGUGUCAGACUGCUAACCUUACCUCAAGUGUUCAGAUGUGGCGGUUGACAUUGUAAACAUUUUGUGGACAUCUAUUAAAAAAAUAACUACGUACAAACAAUACAAAGAUAACAGUGAAUGAAGGAAAAGUGACUAGGUGAACGCGACUGAGGUAAAAAAAAAAGCUAAAGAAUUGAGAAACUGAGAAAAGGGUGGACUGGAUGUAGCUUGGAUGAGGGAAGCAGUCUUAUUUUUUAACAUGUUAGGGCAGAGGUUCAGAGUUUCUAAUUGUUUAUUAACACUUUUGAUGGCCUAACUGUGGUUGCCUGUGUACACAGAUGAUUGUCCCCCAAAACGUCGGACACCGAUGAUGAGACUAACACACUGAGUUAUAACGCUAAGCUACUGGCAAGAGAAGUCAACCCCCAUUCGGUACCCCCUACCACUCUCAUCUCUUUCUAGCAAGAGAACUUCGACUGCCCAUAGUUCUGGUAUGACCUUUCAAACUCGCAACUCUUCAAGUCUCCAUCAUACCCACAAAGGGCAUCCCUAUAUCCCUUCAACUCUUUGGGAUAAGAGGAGCCUCUGCAGUAAAGAAUAGUCUGGGUGAAAGUGAGGACGGUGUCUUAAAGUGACUACCAUAGGUGGAUUUUGUCAAACGCCAAUAUCAAUUUACUGUGUCAGUUUCUCCAGCACUUGACUUGUGGACCGUUUUUUUUGGUGCUGUUGAGAACAAACCCCACAUGUUUAUACAGUAACCACUGAUAUAUCUCUCUUAGCCUCAGUCACCAAGGACACUGGGUAAAUGACUGCUCUUGCAAGACCAGAGAAAUGACAACCAUGUCCCAUGACUUUUUACGAUCACUCUUCGUUCAGGACUAGUUGUGCCAUGAGUUACUGGUGCAGCGUCCACCAUUUUGAAUGGUGAGCUCAGGCAGCCUUUAGGCUACAACGAGUGAAAUCACCACAUGAGGUCGGGAAUGAAUGGUGAAUGGCGGCAACUGGGCUCUCCGCAAACGUGUACAGUGACCAACAACCCAUUGUAAUCAUGUGUUACUUUGUCUUACAAUUACUUGUAUUUCUGGGGUUUUCUGUCGAUACCAAACAUGCUGCUUAUUCUCCUGUAUGCUGUAAGUGUGACUCUAUGGUAUGGGAUGACAACGGAGGUGCCUGGUCUGGUCGUGGCAGUUCUCACCCAGGCGGCUGCGACUGAAAGCGCAUCCACAUGUUGUUGUCCCCCCCCUCCAUCUCUCACUAGACAUUUUAGUCCCAAGCUUAGCGAGAAACUAGUCCUCUUGCAGUUAUGGUACUAAGAGUGGAAGGAAAGUAGUUAAAAGUUGUGAGGAACUGAGUUGAUAACCCAGAGAAAGGUUCCAGUCUUUUCCCUUCCACCUAUAGGCCAAAGGCCACUGAAGUUGACUGCGGAAGAGGUGGCCAUGUUGGAUUGGGAUGUCGUGAUGUGAAAGUUAUAGCCACGAUACAAAUAAAUUGCACAUCACCAAACUUGAAACCUAAACGAUAGCAGGGCCGAUUCUACGCACUAUGUACAUGUGUCUGAUUAAAAACAAGCCCUCAAAGCCCCCAAUUUCAUUUUUUUAUCAGAGGUCAGUGCUUUGGUAUACCCAGGAGUAUACUUUUACAUUGGCUUCUGUGAAGGGUUUUCGAUUGGUAUGUACACUAACAGAGUGAUGAAAGGAACUGUGUGUAGUCUUUCUGAUUUCCAAAAAAGCCUUAUUGUUAUUGUAACAUUAUGGAAACAUUAAUGUUGUAUUAUGAUGACUCUUGUUAUUUUACUUUACAUAGCUGACUUUUAUUUUAGUUUUUGUUUAGUUUUUUUAACAGAGAUAUUGUAUCACAUUUUUUAAUUAGCAGUAAGAAAUAAAUGCUUAUUUGUUCAUAUUAUGUUAAAAUACAUUCUAUUUUUUCACUGUAGAAAUGUUAAGUAUAACAUGUGUUUGUGUGGAUGUGUACAUAUAUACUUAUAUAUCGCACAUUCACACAUACAUAUAUAUUUAAAUACAGAAUAUAAAAAUAUACCCAAACUCUUUAGUAUGAAUUUAGUUGUUUUUCUUUUACCCAUAAACUUUCAAUUACUCAUGUAAAAUUAUGAUGGAUUUUUGUAUAUAUAUAUUUUUUUGUAACCAUAACCUUAACCUUGGGAAAUAUUGUUUGUUUCUCUGGGAACAAUGAGGGGAGGUGUCUAGCCGAGCGCCGCUCCUACAACCCUUUUUAAUUCCCACCACUCGGUAGACCUGUACCGAUAAGGAGAUGGCAUUUUUAAUUGUCGUUGAAAUGAUUAUUAUCAUUAACAGUAGUUAUUAGUAUUCGUUUGAGUAUUAUUUUCAUAGAUAGUAGAUUAAAUAGUAUACAAAGCAUUCAAUUAGAGGCAAACCACAUUAUUACACAUUUGUAUGAAUUUGCCAGACUAAAGGUACUUUUUGACCGUGUACAGACUAGGAUCUCCCUCUUUCUCAGAAGUCCCUUUUCUCCCUCCUUUUUAUUUGGUCUUUCUUUUCAGACACAACAUGAUUAUCCCUUUGUUAGAUAUCAACUAUGAUCCAGAAUAUAAUACCUGUAAAUAAACAAAUAUAUAGAUUAUAUGUAUUUGUAUAAUUUGACCCACAAUGCUAUCUUACUUCAAAUCAAAGACUGAACUGCAAAUAUAAGGUUCUACUCAUUGCAAAGUUCCUGGUGUUUGUAAAGCGUGCUUUCUCCCUUUGUAACAUUUGUAUUCCACUGUUCUCUGUUCUUAAGUCCCCAGUUUCUUUGUGAUAUAUGCCAUGUUAGCAAUAUCCCCUACUAGCCACCCACAGCUAACUCUGUUAUGAGACAGGUCAGUGAGGACCCCAUAACAUUUGCCUCAGCACAGGCUUCUUGCAAAGUGAACACUGCUUCCUUCUCCAGACAUUGGAAAUGAUGGCAACCAAAGGACUAUUCCUUUCCUAAACAAAAGCUCCCAAAAAAGGAGAAGUGCUAGUUUUCCCAACUGCCUAAAAAGCCAAGAAGUAGACAGUCCAUUGGCAGUCAAAGGGAGAAAGAGGAGAUAGUUUUGCUAUUUAGCAACUGGCCAUAGUGCGAUGUCACAGCCAUUAGGGGCAGAGAAUUACACUACCACUGCCCCUGAUUCAUGAAAUGAUGUAAUAUGUUUUGCUCACGUAAGACUUGUAUAGAACCAUACUGUGUUCCUUUUUUUGUUGUUGCCAUGUUUUGUUACGGGAUGCAGAAUGAAUCAGGACUAAAUGAGAAGGAGCCGUGUGAUGCAAAGACCAGGAGAAAAGAACAGUGGGAAUCUAACCAUUUCAUAUGAACUAAAUCUUGAAAUGAGGACUUUUUGGGACUGAAUUCAAAGACUGGUUAAGGGCCCAUGCCAAAAACCAAGACCGUGGACGUCUUUGGAAGCUUGUGUGACGUGUUACUCUUUGACUUCAUGUAAAGAUGCCAGACUUUUGACAACAGCAGCCAAAUUACUGGAAUAUUCCACAGAGGGGGGAAAUUAACGAAAUAGAAAAAUUACUACAAAAUAAUAGAACAUAUACAUACAACAGCCAACAAAAAGAUAAAGGACCCAAACUCAAGCAAAAUAGUUUUUCUUUUUAUGAGGGCCAAGUGCUAUCGCUUUCAAACUGUUACUUCUAACUGAAACAAUGAUUGGUUUAAAACCCACUGUGUAUGUAGAUAUGUUGACUUUGUAUUAAAGAAAUGUUGUCUGAAA
Molecule: messenger RNA, 10530 nt
Organism: Salmo salar (Atlantic salmon)
Lineage: Eukaryota; Metazoa; Chordata; Actinopteri; Salmoniformes; Salmonidae
Source: RefSeq, a predicted model, not a curated record